GCUGUCGUUCUUUUGUGCGAGAUCUGGCAGCUGCGUUCUGAGUCAGCUGCUUGAAGUUUUGCGAUUUCAUUGCAAUUAUUUUUUUUUGCUAAGAUAUUUAUUAAUCCCCAAAAUAAUAAUUCCAAGCGCAAAUCAAAAUCAAAGAUGCCGAACGAAAAUGCGCCCGCUGCCAGUCCAGAUGAUAACAGCGAACAGAGCGAGCUGCAGCAGAAGGCUAAAGAGGUAGCAACAGCAUCGGAACAAAUACUGGCAAGCACCAUUGCCGGCUUGAAAUUGGUGGGGCCAGGGUCAACUGCCUCAGCGAGCACCAGCAAUAAUAGCGAGCCGGCGGAUCAGACGACGACGCCAACCAAAAAUUACAACAAUUUGCCGUCAGAUUCCAGUAAGCAAGCGGUGCUGCAGGCGGUAACCGAUGCGGUGAACAUCACACGCCAACAGGCAGAGAAAUUUACGUUCUGGUCAACGCAGCCGGUACCAAAGCUGAAUGAGGAGGUGACCACCAACGAGUGCAUCGAGGCCAACAAGGAUUUAACGGAAAUACGCGCCGAACCGUACACCCUGCCCAGUGCCUUCAAGUGGGUAACGUUGGACUUGAAUGACACCGCCGAUCUGAAGGAGCUGUACACGCUGCUCAACGAAAACUAUGUUGAGGAUGAUGAUGCCAUGUUUCGUUUCGAUUAUCAACCCGAAUUCCUCAAGUGGUCGCUGCAGCCGCCCGGCUGGAAGCGUGACUGGCACGUCGGUGUCCGGGUGGAGAAGUCCGGUAAACUGGUCGGCUUCAUUUCGGCCAUACCCAGCAAAUUGCGUGCUUACGACAAGGUUUUGAAAGUGGUUGACAUUAAUUUCCUGUGCGUGCACAAAAAGUUGCGCAACAAGCGUGUUGCUCCCGUCCUAAUAAGGGAAAUAACGCGACGCGUCAAUCGCACUGGCAUCUUUCAGGCUGCCUAUACCGCUGGCGUUGUGCUGCCCACUCCAGUCUCUACCUGUCGCUAUUGGCAUCGAUCGCUGAAUCCGAAAAAGCUGGUCGAUGUGCGCUUCUCGCAUUUGGCACGCAACAUGACCAUGCAGCGCACCGUUAAACUCUACAAACUGCCCGAUCAGCCCAAGACGAAGGGCUAUCGUCGCAUCACGUCCAAGGACAUGGAUAAGGCGCACAAGCUGCUCGACGAGUAUCUGAAGCGAUUCUCGAUGGGACCCGUAUUCAACAAGGAGGAGUUUCGUCAUUGGUUCACGCCCAAGGAGGGCAUCAUCGAUUGCUUUGUGGUUGUCGAUGAGAAAGGGAACAUCACCGAUCUAACCAGCUACUAUUGUCUGCCCUCGUCCGUGAUGCAUCAUCCGGUGCACAAGACACUACGCGCCGCCUACUCAUUCUACAAUGUGUCGACGAAAACACCGUGGCUGGACCUGAUGAACGAUGCCUUGAUCUCGGCACGCAACGUACAAAUGGAUGUCUACAAUGCCCUCGACCUGAUGGAGAACAAGAAGUUCUUUGCGCCACUCAAGUUUGGUGCUGGCGAUGGCAAUUUGCAGUACUAUUUGUACAAUUGGCGCUGCCCGCCCAUGCAGCCCGAGGAUAUUGCAUUGAUACUCAUGUAAAAGCGUUCCGCAUUUGUUCCGCCAUCAACCCCCCCCCCCCCCACAAAAAAAAAACCGAAAGAGAAACAGGCCCAAUCACAAAAAUGCACUUUCCGCAUACGCAAAUGAACGAUACAAAAAAAAAAAACUAAAAAAAAAUCGAAAGAAAAAGCUACAUUCUCGUCGAGUUCACGUUAAUUUAAAAGCGCAAAGCCUAAUCCGGUUCUGUAAAAGUCUAACUUUAAUUAAUUAAUUGAAUUAAGUAUAUAGGCAAAUGUGAAAUUCACAAGCGUUUCUGUGCUCGCUAUUAUUAUCGCUCUAAAAUAUCUGAUAUUUGCAUCUUGUAAUUCCUCGUUUAACGAAUUCUGUGUCCACUCACUGCACGCAGUCAUUUGAUUUGAAUUUGAAUUGUUUCCAUACGUUUCCAAUGUCAUGUGGAAUGCAUUUUUAUAUUGCAGCUGCAAAGCUUUGAAUUAUUAUUAAAAGAAAAACGAAUAAAGUGAAUAAA
Molecule: messenger RNA, 2083 nt
Organism: Drosophila grimshawi
Lineage: Eukaryota; Metazoa; Arthropoda; Insecta; Diptera; Drosophilidae
Gene: Nmt
Product: glycylpeptide N-tetradecanoyltransferase
Exons: 2
Coding region: 145-1596 (483 amino acids)
Biological process (GO): N-terminal peptidyl-glycine N-myristoylation
Cellular component (GO): cytoplasm
Molecular function (GO): glycylpeptide N-tetradecanoyltransferase activity
Source: RefSeq, a predicted model, not a curated record